Molecule: messenger RNA, 2312 nt
Organism: Megalops cyprinoides (Indo-Pacific tarpon)
Lineage: Eukaryota; Metazoa; Chordata; Actinopteri; Elopiformes; Megalopidae
Gene: capn3a
Product: calpain 3a, (p94)
Exons: 21
Coding region: 1-2184 (727 amino acids)
Biological process (GO): proteolysis; negative regulation of apoptotic process
Cellular component (GO): cytoplasm
Molecular function (GO): calcium ion binding; calcium-dependent cysteine-type endopeptidase activity
Source: RefSeq, a predicted model, not a curated record
AUGCCUUACACGCCGUCUGGCUUUUUCUGCGACCGACUGAUCCGGGAAAGGGAGCGAAGGGAUGGGGAAGGGUCUCUCAACAAGCCCCUGCGCUUCAACGGCCAGGACUUCAACCUCCUGAAGCAGGAGUACGUGCAGAAGAAAACCCUGUUUGAGGAUGACAGCUUUCAGGCCACUGUGGAGUCCCUGGGUUACAAGGAGCUGGGGCACAAGUCCAACAAGGUCAAGAACAUCGUCUGGAAGAGGCCCAAGGACAUUUGUGAAAACCCUCAGUUCAUCGUGGGAGGAGCCAGCAGGACAGACAUCUGUCAGGGAGACCUGGGUGACUGUUGGCUCCUGGCGGCCAUCGCCUGUCUGACUCUAAAUGAAAAACUCCUGUAUCGGGUCGUCCCUCAGGACCAGAGCUUCACUGAUAACUAUGCUGGUAUCUUCCACUUCCAGUUCUGGCGCUACGGUGACUGGGUCGAUGUUGUCAUUGACGACCGCAUCCCCACCUUCAAUAACCAGCUGGUUUUCACCAAGUCGGCUGAAAGGAAUGAGUUCUGGAGCGCUCUCCUGGAGAAGGCCUAUGCCAAGCUGCAUGGCUCUUAUGAGGCUCUGAAGGGAGGAAACACCACAGAGGCCAUGGAAGACUUCACUGGCGGGGUGACGGAGUUCUACGAGAUGAAGGAGGCCCCCAAGGAGCUGUACAAGAUCAUGAAGAAAGCCCUGGAGAGGGGCUCCCUCAUGGGCUGCUCCAUCGAUUCCCUGGUUCCGGCCCGAUUUGAGACCCGUACCGUCACCGGACUUGUCAAAGGUCACGCCUACUCUGUGACAGCUGUGGAGGAGUGUAAACAAUCUGCAAAGGAAACCAAGGAGACCAAGGUUCGACUGGUGCGGCUGCGGAACCCCUGGGGACAGGUGGAGUGGAACGGGCCCUGGAGUGACAACUCCAAGGAGUGGGGGAGCAUCUCCAAGGCAGAGAAAGACAAGCUGCAGCAUCAGAAUGCUGAAGAUGGAGAGUUCUGGAUGUCCUUUGAGGACUUCAAAAAGAACUACACCAAGAUUGAGAUCUGCAACCUGACUCCUGACGCUCUGGAGGAUGACAAGAUCCACAAGUGGACGGUGUCUGUGAACGAGGGUCGCUGGGUGCGUGGCUGCUCUGCCGGGGGCUGCAGGAACUACCCAGACACGUUCUGGACGAACCCGCAGUACCGCCUGCGCCUGCUGGAGGAGGACGACGACCCCGAGGACAACGAGGUGGCCUGCACCUUCGUGGUGGCGCUGAUGCAGAAGAACCGCAGGAAAGAGCGCAAGAUGGGUGCCAACCUCUUCACCAUCGGAUUCGCCAUCUACGAGGUGCCGAAAGAGAUGCAAGGCAACAAGCAGCACAUGCCGAAGGAGUUCUUCCUGUUCAACUCGUCCAAGGCGCGCUGCAAGUCCUACAUCAACCUGCGCGAGGUGACCCAGCGCUUCCGCCUCAGCCCCGGGGAGUACGUCAUCAUCCCCUCCACCUACGAGCCCCACCAGGAGGGCGACUUUAUCCUCAGGGUCUUCUCCGAAAAGCGCAACACUUCAGAGGAGAUAGAGAACAGGAUCGAGGCCGAUCAUCCUGUGCCGGCCCCAGCCUCCGCGGGGGAGGAGAGCGAGGAGGACCAGCAGUUCCGGACCAUCUUCCAGCAGAUCGCCGGGGACGUGAGUACUGGCAGGCCAGGGAGCGCUUGGGGGACUGAGAUGGAGAUCACAGCCAACGAGCUGAAGAACGUCCUCAACAGGGUGGUGUCCGAGCACAAGGAAAUGCACACUGAAGGCUUCAGCCUGGAGAGCUGUAGGAGCAUGAUCGCCCUCAUGGAUAUGGAUGGAACAGGCAGACUGAACCUGCAGGAAUUCCGGCACCUGUGGAACAAGAUCAAACAGUGGCAGGGGAUCUUUAAGCACUACGACACUGAACAGAAAGGCAGCAUCAACAGCUACGAGAUGCGGAACGCUGUCAAUGAUGCAGGCUUCCGCCUCAACAACCAGCUCUAUGACAUCAUCACCAUGCGCUACGCCAACGAGAACAUGAACAUUGAUUUCGACAGCUUCGUUAGCUGCCUGGUGCGGCUGGAGGGCAUGUUCAGGGCAUUCCAGGCCUUUGAUCAAGAUGGAGAUGGGAUGAUCAGACUCAGUGUCCUGGAGUGGCUCCAGCUGACCAUGUACGCCUAGGCAGGGCCUGUGACCAUAGGUGAGCCCUGCUCUCUGCCUGGACCACCUCCACCAGCCUUUACCUCAGCUCUCACCGUGCCAGCCCCAUCAUCUCAUACCCCUCCACCCUCUCCAUCCCUGCACCCCCU